UUAGAGGCAUUUUAAUUUCUCUAGCCUUUGAAGCUACACCAGUUUUCAGUUUAUUUACUUUAGCUGGUGUCCUUGCUCUAGUAUUGCUACAUUCCUUGACAAUGUCUGUAAAAGAUCAAUUUCGAGAGAUCCUAUCGAGCAAGGAAGGACAAAAGCUCAUUCUUGAUGAAUUUCCCUAUUAUGACUUUACCACACUACUCGUUAAGUUCAAAGCACUAGACAAGGAAGAAGCGGAUCGGUUGAAAUAUGAACACAAAUCAGACAGCAAGGAGCUACUGCUAGCUGUUGUGAGAAGAAUAGUUGAAAAGGAUGAAUUAGCAGCGUACAAUGUCUUCAGCCAAAUCGUACAGUUCAAGAAUACUCAUGUCUGGCAGCUGCUGUUUCCAUUUAGACCUCAACACUCUAAACUUCAAGUCACGAAAAAAACUGCUCCUCCAGCUGCUGCUCAAAAUUCUCCUCACGUAUUAUGGCUGUGUGGUAAUAAAGAAAUAUUUGAUCAAGUGAGAGAAAUUGCCGGAGUACCCGAUGGCAAAAAUAAUCAAAAAACACCAAGUGGACACUUCAUCUAUGUUGAACUUCAUCCUCUUGUUGAAGGAGGGAAGGACUUCCCUGUCUGGGUGUUUUGUCCAGUAGAUAACUCACUUGAGUCCCUAGCACUAAAACUAAUGCAGUAUUACAGCAAAUCAAAAUACUUUAUAUUCACUGGAACAGGCAAACCAGUCAACCAUCAUCCAAGAGUACAAGAGACUGAUAUUUGCAUUUCACGACCUAAAGAGUCCUCCCCGUUGGGUUUUAUUGAAGAACUCUGUCAUAUGAAUGCUUUGUGGGGCCUUGAUGUCCAGUCCAGUAAACCAUGGGGUUGUUCUAAAAUAGUUUUUGGUAGCGUUGGUAGUUCUGUUGCUGCUGGGUCUGAUGUGAUUAGUAGUCCAUCAGUUACUUUCACUAAUGCUGGAGAGGCUCUGGUUAGAAGUGGUAAACCAACCCCCUAUGCUUCUAUACUAUCUGUUAAUAGUGUUGAUGGAUCAUAUUGUUCACAAUGUGGGCAGCUCAACAUGCAGCAUUGUGUAAAGUACUCACUACAUGUCAUCAAGUAUCUCUGUAACAAGAGUGUACUCUUUAAAUCAAUGGACCACUGACAUACAGAUAGACACUGUAUGCAUAUACUGACUGUAACAAAAUGCACUAAUUCUUCAAUGUCAGCUGUUCUAUUUAACAUUUUGUGUAUUGUGAGAUUAUUACUAAUAUUAUUAUUUAAUAAAAAGUGAAUGUGUUAACUAUUACAACUAGA
Molecule: messenger RNA, 1288 nt
Organism: Amphimedon queenslandica
Lineage: Eukaryota; Metazoa; Porifera; Demospongiae; Haplosclerida; Niphatidae
Exons: 5
Coding region: 102-1136 (344 amino acids)
Source: RefSeq, a predicted model, not a curated record